AUGUUUAAACAGAUUUUCUAUACGUUUCUAUCGUUCUUUUCCAGUCGUUCUAGAGGCACUGCAAUGAAGAAUUCGGAUUGCCUCUCAUCAUCUAUAGCCGUGAUGAAGUACUCUGGAGUAUGGAUGCCGGAUAAUCUGACGCACGGCGGGAGAUUGGCCUACAUAGUAUUCAGAUACGUCACGCAAACUGUCAUGUUCUUCUUCAUCAUUCUGGCUGAGAUCGCGUAUGUGUAUAAACACCGUGACGAUUCAGAGCGCAUGGUAGACGCGGCCGUGUUGCUGAUGUCACAUCUCGUGCAAGCUGUAAAGCUGAUGACUAUCAUUGUCAGGCAGGAGAGGAUAAAACGCCUCAUCGCCUUGGGAGAUGGUCCAGCUUUCACCCCAUCAGAGCCGCAGCUGAAAGCGCAGCUGGAAAGAGCAGUAAAACUGACGGGAUUGGUUGGAAACCUGAUUUUGGUGUCUGCUGGUGUGACCGCCAUCUUUUGGUUCGUGGUGCCGGCUCUGAAGGACGUGCUGACGCUGCCGUUGAAGAUCACGUUUCCUUUCGACGUGAAAGGGCAAUACAUAUUCGCAGUGAUGUACUUCUACACCUCGCUAAGCGUCGUAAUAUCUGGCGUGGGUGACGCCGCUGAGAAUUUUCUCGUCUCUGGAGUAUUGACGCUGGCGUCAACGCAGGUCGGCUUGCUUCACGAGCAACUGUUGAAUCUCAAGGGUGAUGGUAAACAGGACAAAGAUUGUUGCUACAAGAAAGCGGUGCUCUGCGUUAAGUUUCAUCAACGGAUCAUUGAGUACGUCGAAGAAAUCGCGAAGAUCUUUGGCAUGCCGAUUUUCUGCCAAUGUGUGACCAGCAGCAUAGUCGUAUGCAUGACUGUUUAUAAAAUAACCAUUACACAGGAACCAGUGGAGAUGAUGACCAUGAUAUUUUACUUAAUGUGUGUCAUGAUGGAACUCCUGAUGUACUGCUUCCCAGCAGAUGUGCUUAUAAAUAAGAGCUUGCAGAUAUCUGACGCAGCAUACCCCGAGUGGUCGGGGGACGUCAGGACCGGCAAGGUUCUGCUGUUGACUGCGCUGCGCGCUCAACGAGCCCUGGUCGUCAAUGCUGGGGGCAUGUUCAGGAUCUCGUUGCCUACUGCGGCCGCUGUAGUUCAAACAUCGUACACCUAUUACGCGCUUUUACAACAGAAACUGAAGAAGGAAUAA
This is a messenger RNA of Leguminivora glycinivorella, 1200 nucleotides long. Its product is annotated as odorant receptor Or1-like. Gene Ontology annotation, cellular component: plasma membrane. Gene Ontology annotation, biological process: detection of chemical stimulus involved in sensory perception of smell; sensory perception of smell. Lineage: Eukaryota; Metazoa; Arthropoda; Insecta; Lepidoptera; Tortricidae. Gene Ontology annotation, molecular function: odorant binding; olfactory receptor activity. The coding region runs from base 1 to 1200 and encodes 399 amino acids. The record is from RefSeq and is a predicted model, not a curated record. The transcript is spliced from 10 exons.